Messenger RNA from Prinia subflava (tawny-flanked prinia), 1584 nucleotides. It is a transcript of the gene GFER, whose product is annotated as growth factor, augmenter of liver regeneration. The transcript is spliced from 3 exons. Gene Ontology annotation, biological process: liver development. The coding region runs from base 1 to 603 and encodes 200 amino acids. NCBI's taxonomy places the organism in Eukaryota, Metazoa, Chordata, Aves, Passeriformes, Cisticolidae. The record is from RefSeq and is a predicted model, not a curated record. Gene Ontology annotation, molecular function: flavin adenine dinucleotide binding; flavin-dependent sulfhydryl oxidase activity. Gene Ontology annotation, cellular component: mitochondrion.
AUGGCGCCGCCCCGGCCCGUCCUGCACCGCGGCGCCGAAAUGGCGGCGCCCAGCGAGGGCCGUGCGGGCCGGGGCUCCGCGCCCUUCCCGGGCACCGACAGCGGCUCCUUCCCCUUCGCCAUCCCGCACGGCACGGCGGGGGAGCCGCCCAAGAAGCCAUGCCGAGCCUGCACGGAUUUCAAGAGUUGGCUACGCGAGCAGAGGAAGCAGGCGGCCCCGGGCAGCGCGGACGUGGCGGUCGCGGAGGAGAAGGAGCCCCCUCCGGACUGUCCCCUGGACAGCGAGCAGCUGGGCCGCAGCACCUGGGCCUUCCUGCACACCAUGGCCGCCUACUACCCCGAGCGGCCCUCCGGGGCCCAGCAGAGGGAGAUGAGGGACUUCAUCAACCUCUUCUCCAAGUUCUACCCCUGCGAGCACUGCGCAGAGGACCUGAGGGAGAGAUUACGGACAAACCAACCCGAUACGAGCACCAGGAGUAACUUCUCCCAGUGGCUGUGUCUCCUCCACAACGAAGUGAACAGGAAGCUGGGGAAGUCAGAAUUCGACUGCUCCCGUGUGGAUGAGCGCUGGAGGGAUGGCUGGAAGGAUGGCAGCUGUGAUUAACCCACAGGGAUUGCUCUGGGAAUCCAGCACAGCAGUGCAGUCCAUGAGGAGUUGCUGCAGGGACAGUGGGAGGCAAUAACUCUGUUUGUGUGGGGCUGAUUCAGAGCUGAACCAAUGCCAGAAGGAGAAUUGAAAAUUGCAUCCCAAUGAAAUUUUGAUAAGUGGUACCUGAGGGGGUGAGGCUGCCAGAAACCUCUGAGAUUGGAUCACUGACAAACUCCUUUCGUUAUGACAUUUCCUGAUUUGGGGGGCAUUUGCUUAUUUUUGUGGCUAGAAUUCAUUUUCCCAGAACACAGUGGUGUUCUCUGCAGGCAUUGUCUGAUGUUUUAGAAAAUGCAUCUGAUUAAUUGUCAUUUUCAUUUCUGUUGUUCUGAUAGAGAAAUCUGCUGGGUUUUGUGCCAAGUCUGUACCCCUGGAUUUCUCUUUCCAGGAUCCCCAACAUUUGUUGUUACUCUUGUAUCCAGUUCCUUUGAUAAAAGUCUUGAGGCUACAUUUAAUUUAAACACUAAAAUCACUUAGCCCAGAUAUCUCAGUUUGGUUUUGUGUUUCAAUUUAUGUUAGAAGACAAAACAGAGUCAAAAUCAUUUCAAGUUCUUCACGUAGGUUGUGAUCUCAUCCCUUCCUGCACUCCUGGCUGGGAGAAGUUUGCACAAACCCUGACAACAGCAGGUUUUUUUUCCUUCCCUGCUUCCUGCUGAGGUAUUUUCUUGCAUGUUUUAUUGAGCUUCCUUAUGUCAUGCCCCACAGCACACCUGUGAGUUUGCCGUUGGGGUUUUUGUGCAGGUUUUGACUGGAAAUGUUACUGGUGCUGCUGUGCUCAGAGGAAUGGCAGUGCUUAUCUGAGACUUUGGUCUCACACCACACUGGGGUUCCUGAGUGGUUGGAGAACCAGUAACACCUUUGGAAACACAUUUUAAUAUUUUAUGGCACAGUCAAGUCUUUUCAAGUCGGGGCUGUUAAAUGAAUACGAGACUUUUAUGA